This is a messenger RNA of Knipowitschia caucasica, 1743 nucleotides long. The record is from the annotation of a GenBank genome assembly. Lineage: Eukaryota; Metazoa; Chordata; Actinopteri; Gobiiformes; Gobiidae.
AUGGAGCACCAAAGCGAAGGAUGCCAUUUUAAAAGUCCUAAAAGAACAAAGGAUUCUCAAAAACAAGCUCACAGACUUGGAGGGGAGAUCGCGGAGAAACAGUAUGCAUGUCUUUGGAAACUGGAGUUACCAGCGGAGACUCCUCUCAUGAUCCAGCGGCACACAGGGCGCCGCCGGGAGACCUGCUCAGGACACUGCUGGGAGACCUGGUCAGGACACUGCUGGGAGACCUGCUCAGGGCACUGCUGGGAGACCUGCUCAGGACAGCUGCUGGGAGACCUGCUCAGGGCACUGCUGGGAGACCUCCUCAGGGCACUGCUGGGAGACCUGCUCAGGACACUGCUGGGAGACCUGGUCAGGGCACUGCUGGGAGACCUGGUCAGGGCACUGCUGGGAGACCUCCUCAGGCACUGCUGGGAGACCUGCUCAGGACACUGCUGGGAGACCUGCUCAGGACACUGCUGGGAGACCUGCUCAGGACACUGCUGGGAGACCUGGUCAGGGCACUGCUGGGAGACCUCCUCAGGGCACUGCUGGGAGACCUGCUCAGGACAGCUGCUGGGAGACCUGCUCAGGGCACUGCUGGGAGACCUGCUCAGGGCACUGCUGGGAGACCUGCUCAGGACACUGCUGGGAGACCUGCUCAGGGCACUGCUGGGAGACCUCCUCAGGGCACUGCUGGGAGACCUGCUCAGGACACUGCUGGGAGACCUGGUCAGGGCACUGCUGGGAGACCUGCUCAGGGCACUGCUGGGAGACCUGCUCAGGGCACUGCUGGGAGACCUGCUCAGGGCACUGCUGGGAGACCUGCUCAGGACACUGCUGGGAGACCUGCUCAGGACACUGCUGGGAGACCUGCUCAGGACACUGCUGGGAGACCUUCUCAGGGCACUGCUGGGAGACCUGCUCAGGACACUGCUGGGAGACCUGCUCAGGACACUGCUGGGAGACCUGCUCAGGACACUGCUGGGAGACCUGCUCAGGACACUGCUGGGAGACCUGCUCAGGGCACUGCUGGGAGACCUGCUCAGGACACUGCUGGGAGACCUGGUCAGAGCAGCUGCUGGGAGACCUGCUCAGGGCAGCUGCUGGGAGACCUGCUCAGGAGCAGCUGCUGGGAGACCUGCUCAGGGCAGCUGCUGGGAGACCUGCUCAGGACAGCUGCUGGGAGACCUGCUCAGGACAGCUGCUGGGAGACCUGCUCAGGACACUGCUGGGAGACCUGCUCAGGACAGCUGCUGGGAGACCUGCUCAGGACAGCUGCUGGGAGACCUGCUCAGGGCACUGCUGGGAGACCUGCUCAGGGCACUGCUGGGAGACCUGCUCAGGGCAGCCGCUGGGAGACCUUCUCAGGGCACUGCUGGGAGACCUGCUCAGGACACUGCUGGGAGACCUGCUCAGGACACUGCUGGGAGACCUGCACAGGACAGCUGCUGGGAGACCUGCUCAGGACAGCUGCUGGGAGACCUGCUCAGGGCACUGCUGGGAGACCUGCUCAGGGCACUGCUGGGAGACCUGGUCAGGGCACUGCUGGGAGACCUGCUCAGGGCACUGCUGGGAGACCUGCUCAGGGCACUGCUGGGAGACCUGCACUGGGCGCUGCUGGGAGACCUGCUCAGGGCAGCCGCUGGGAGACCUGCUCAGGGCACUGCUGGGAGACCUGCACUGGGCGCUGCUGGGAGACCUGCUCAGGGCAGCCGCUGGGAGACCUGCUCAGGGCAGCCACUGGGAGACCUGCACUGA